GGUUAGUGAACGAGGCCACAGGCGCACUUCUCUGUUACAGAGUUAGAUGAGAUUGUUUCGGUUUUCAAGGGACAUCAUUUCUCCUUACGUAAACAGUAUUUAAGUACACUUUCAAUAAUGAUUGGCAGGUUGACUCCCCGCUGAUGAGACAUGGGCUUUUAUUAAAUCUCGAAUUUUCAGGGUUCAGCCACCUAAGCGCACUUCUCUGUCAGCCUCAUCAUCAUUACCCCAUGUCCGUUAAUGAAGCAUCCGAUGCUUCGCUGCUCGGACUUCUUUGGCCGGAAAAAAAAAAACGCAUCCACACGCGCACUCACAGUCACAGUCACAGACUCACAGCAACAGCAGAUCAAAGGAUCUGCAAUUACCGAAUCGAAAGAAAAAGAGGAUCCGCAAUUGCCGCUGCAAAGGUUGAGCUGUGCCUUAAAACGACACCCCGUUGUGUAGAAGAGAAGAGGAAGGGACUCAAAGAAAGGUUUGUUGAACAGGUUUUGAUGGCUUCUGUGUUACAGAUCCAAGGGGACGAGUCGGUGCUCUUGCGCGUAACCCAUUCCAACCUCAAGAGCUUCUCCGCCGAGCUACGCUUCUCGCUCCAGACGACAGUGGAAUCGGCGAAAGAAAAGCUCUGGAGAAAAUGUGGGACUUCUCUGAAUUCAAUGUGCCUCGAGCUCUACGACGAUACCAACACCAAGGUUUCGGUUUUGACCGACGAUUCGAGGCCGCUCGGUUUCUGUUCUCCGCUUGAUGGGCCGUGCACUUUUAGAAAAUUUAAGGAAAAAUUGGCCUCUCAAAAUCCAUCAGCUCUUGGGAAAAAGAUACCCGACAACUAUAUGGAAGAUCUUUGUGCCAAUAUCAAGGUAGGAGAUAGAUGUGAAGUUGAACUGGGGGCAAAAAGAGGUGUUGUAAAAUUCCUUGGUCAGGCAGAACCUCUGGCACCUGGUUUCUGGGUUGUAAUUCAAUAUGAUGAACCGUUGGAAAAACAUGAUGGCAUGGCGAAAGGAGUACGUUACUUUAAUUGCGCUCCUCUUCACAGUGCAAUCAUUAGGCCAGACAAAGUAAAGGUUUGUAUGCAAUUUAUUCUUGUUCUUCAGGCUCAAAUCUGUUGGACUAGAUUUAAUUCAAGCCGUGCUUUUUUCCUUGUCUCAUUGCAAGCCGUAUUUUUAUAAGAAACAUACUUUUUCUUACAUUCUCUGUAUAGGAUUAGACUUGUUAUCCGAUAAUGAUAAAUGUAAAGUGUUGAGAGUUAGAUCAAGAUUCUUAU
Messenger RNA from Alnus glutinosa, 1258 nucleotides. RefSeq names its product tubulin-folding cofactor B-like. Bases 144 to 1163 code for a protein of 339 amino acids. The record is from RefSeq and is a predicted model, not a curated record. Gene Ontology annotation, biological process: tubulin complex assembly; post-chaperonin tubulin folding pathway; cytoplasmic microtubule organization. The transcript is spliced from 7 exons. Gene Ontology annotation, molecular function: microtubule plus-end binding; alpha-tubulin binding. Lineage: Eukaryota; Viridiplantae; Streptophyta; Magnoliopsida; Fagales; Betulaceae. Gene Ontology annotation, cellular component: nucleus; microtubule plus-end; cytoplasm.